Brassica napus (rape) is the source of this 1460-nucleotide messenger RNA. RefSeq names its product PLASTID TRANSCRIPTIONALLY ACTIVE protein 6, chloroplastic-like. The transcript has a single exon. Gene Ontology annotation, cellular component: plastid-encoded plastid RNA polymerase complex. The coding region runs from base 307 to 732 and encodes 141 amino acids. NCBI's taxonomy places the organism in Eukaryota, Viridiplantae, Streptophyta, Magnoliopsida, Brassicales, Brassicaceae. The record is from RefSeq and is a predicted model, not a curated record.
ACUAUCAAACAAUAAUAAAAGGAGGAUAUCCUCAUAGGCCCUCCACGUCACCCUGAAAAAUCAUCCAAUCAAGUUUUAACAUUUUACCACAUAAUUAAGUGAUUUCAGAUGUGCUUAAAUUUCUUUACGAGCCCAUAUUUUCUUCAGAUGGCCCAAAAAACUCAUUUCAUUGAAAGCAUCUUGACCUUUUGCUCUUUCUCUUCUUCGUUUUCGUUUUACUAUACUCUGUAAUUUCUUUACCCUGAUCGAAAUAUCUAAUCCACAAUUACAACACUCUCUCUCUCACAGAGCUUUAUCCCCUUUCCCAUGGUGUCUUCCGUCAUUUCUCGCUCCUUAUCUCUUCUCCUAUUCACUUCAAAACCUUCUCCGUCUCCCUCCGCCGCCGCCGCCACCACACAUCUUCUCUUCCCUUCACUCAGAACCAACGCCUGUUUCGCGCCACCAACACUAAACCCCCGCCGCCGAGGGCGUUCAAUCAUCGUCAGAGUAGACGAGGCCGACGACAGAGGUGGACAGGACGAGUACGACAUGGUAAACGAGGAAGUGGAGGAAUUGGACAACAAGAAGGACUACGACGUCGAGUACGACCCGAUGGCGGCUGCGAGUGGCGGCGGCUAUGGGGACAUCGCGUUCGUGCAGAUCAAGAGCUUCACAUCGACACAGGGGUGGAACUCGGAGAUGGUGGUUGAUUAUCGGAUAAACGAAGACGGGUUCCAUAAGAUCAGUUUGUAGGACUGUGGUUUUGUUUAUCAGGAAGCCGCCUGAUCCUGAUAACAAUGUUUAUGACUUCAGAGAGGUAUGUGAAAAGUUCUUCUCCGCUUUUAACUUUAAAUUCAAGCUGUUUUUACGUUUUUGACUAUGCGGCGGCGUUUCUGAUGUGGUGGUUGUAUGUGACUCCUCCGGAUAUGGAUAUUUACUCGAUUCCAAGAGUUCUUGCUCCAAUGCCUCAAAAGGUUUAGCCUUUUAUCCUUACUGGUUGUUGUUUCUGCACGUGUUUUACAACAUUCAAAGUCUACUUGUGACCCCAAUGGUGAGAUUAAUCUUAUAACAACCUCUUCCUUCACAGUUUGAUUGUAAACUUCUCUCCUUGUGGUCAAUCUUUCUGCUUCAAUGAUGUUUACUUUCUCUUGAAGCUCUUUGAUGUAAGAAAUCCCAUCUUCGGUCGAUAUAAUCAGGUAUUGAUUAUAUUUUUCUCAACCUCUUUAUUAUUACCGGAAAAUGUCCAAAUUUUGUGAGUUCUAUUGGUAUUAUGCGAGAAGUAUUGAUUAUAUUCACUUACAAGUAUAUUCUAAGUUCUAGCACAUUAAAUUUGCAGGAUUUUGUAUUCAAAUCCUUGGUCAGUACUUGCUUUCCUGGAUGUGAUAUACCUGCUUGGUUCAACCACCAAGCAUAUGGAUCAGUAUUAAACGUGGAGUUUCCAUGAUAUUGGAAUGAAGGCCAAUUGAAUGGUGUAGUAUCAU